AUGGGGAAUGUGAAUGGCAGAGAAGAAGAUUUCAACGGCACACUAUCGGAAGCUUCAUCUGAUGAUGGAGAAAGAGAGGGAGGUUUUGACAGUGUCAGUGAUUCCAUGUCUGUGCCUGAUGGGGUCACUGAAAAUCCUUUAACUUCUGAGGAAAUGGGUCAUUCUCCUCCUGCUAGCCCUAGAACUACUCAAUCUCCAUUAAUGUUCUCUCCUCAAGUUCCGGUGGUUCCACUACAAAGACCUGAUGAGAUGCAGGCUCCAACUCCUUCCUGGAUGCAAACUACUUCAGGGUACGAGGAUAUGUUUGAUGAGAUUGGAAUUCCGACGAUGAUUACUUGGAGCUAUGGUGGUAAAGAAGUUUUCGUGGAGGGAUCAUGGGAUCAUUGGAAAUCAAGAAUUCCCUUGCAGAGAUCAGGAAAGGACUUCACUAUAAUGAAGGUGCUGCCAUCUGGGGUGUACCAGUUUAGAUUUAUCGUGGAUGGACGAUGGAGGCACGCACCUGACUUGCCUUGGGAACAAGAUGAUGCUGCCAAUACCUACAACAUUCUCGACUUACAGGAUUAUGUUCCUGAAGACAUUGGCAGCAUUGCUAGUUUUGAACCACCUAAAUCACCAGACUCUAGUUACAACAACCUACACCUAAGUUCCGAAGAUUAUGCGAAGGAGCCACCACUGGUUCCUCCAUUCAUGCAAAUGACUCUUCUUAACGUUCCUUCAACAAAUAUGGAAUUCCAACCUCUCGUGUCCAGACCACAGCACGUAAUGCUCAAUCAUCUCUAUAUGCAGAAAGGAAAGAGUAGCCCUUCAGUGGUUGCACUCGGGACAACUCAUCGAUUUGUAGCAAAAUAUGUCACUGUGGUGCUGUACAAGUCUUUGCAGCGGUAA
Molecule: messenger RNA, 885 nt
Organism: Lathyrus sativus (Indian pea)
Lineage: Eukaryota; Viridiplantae; Streptophyta; Magnoliopsida; Fabales; Fabaceae
Source: the annotation of a GenBank genome assembly